CCCCCAUGUUCUUCUUCGCUUUCAUCUCUCAUCACUCUCUCUCUCUACGUACACAUGCUAAUCUCAAGCUCAAGCUAGCUGCCUAGCUCAGCCACAGUGGUAGGCUAGCUAAGCUAGCUCGAUCCGAUCGAUGGGCAAGAAGGGCCUCGCCUCCGUCUUCUCCAGGCUCGUCGUCGGCGAGGCUGUCGGUGCUGCCACCGCCUCGCCGUCGCCGUCGCCGUCCCCGGCGCCGUGGUCGUGGCCGUCCUGCGGGAGCAACCCCCGAACCGUCUCCUCCCGCCACGACGACGGCGAUCACCAGGCGUCGUGUAGUGAUGCUGGUGCGGCUGCGGCAGUCGCCAGGUCGCGGCGGAGGAUGGCUGCUGGGGAGAUGUACAAGACGGUCAACUCGGUGUACUUCGACUACGCUGACGCCGACGGCUACUCCUGCUUCGACGACGAGGAGGGAGCGGUGGACGACGACGACGAUGACAGCUUCUCCACGACGACCGCGUCGGAGGAGUGGUCGGAGGCGGUCAUCCGCAGCCUCGGCCGGACGUCCACCGACCGCUUCUUCUUCGACCCGGGCCCGCCGACGACCAACUCCAUCCUGGCCGUCGCCGCCGCGGCGUCGGAGGCGAAGAUGUUCAUGGCGUCGUCAGCGGCGCCGCCUCCACUGCUGGCGUCGUUGUCGACGUGCCAGUGCCACAACGACGUCGGCGGCGAGAAGGAGAAGCUGCCGGAGCCUCCGGCGUCGCUGGUGGAGGAGAGCGUGGCGGUGGCGGUGGAGUCGGAUGACCCGUACCACGACUUCCGGUCGUCCAUGGAGGAGAUGGUGGCGGCGCACGGGCUGCGCGGCUGGGACGCCCUGGAGGAGCUGCUCGUCUGGUACCUCCGCGUCAACGGCAAGCACAACCACGCCCUCAUCGUCAGCGCCUUCGUCGACCUGCUCAUCAGCCUCGCCGCCGCCGCCGCAACAACCACCACGAGCAGCGGCCGCAGCACGGCGAGCACCAGCACCGCCUGCGACGUCACCACCACCACAAGUCCAACCUCCGCAACAACAACAACAACAACGGAGCCAUGCCGAUGCGGUGGUGGAUCAUCUGGUGCUUCCUCUGAUGAUCUGGAGGAAGAAGAAGAGGAGAAGAAGGCAAGUGGUGAUCUCAGUAGGAGCAGAAGCAGGAGCAGCAUAGCACCAAGUACACUUGCUGCUGCUUAAUUAGUUCUUGAUUAAUUCUCUUAAUUUGAUCGAUCCUAGUGAUUAAUCCAGCAGAUUACCUGGAAUUAGAUCCGGAAAAUGUAUUCUUUUUUUGGAUUUUUUUUCGUUUUUUAGUCUGUUUUUUGUAUUUUCUUAUUGGUAUUAUAUAUUUACAAGCUGGUGCACAUAUAUAGGUUGGAGGGAUCCAAUGUACCAUAGUAUUAGUAUAUUAAUUGGGGGGCUCCAUACUGUAUUAUGAAAAUGAGAUAGGUUUGACUCUUCAAUUCAACGGUCGCUAAUUAACUUAAGAAGCAAU
Oryza brachyantha (malo sina) is the source of this 1496-nucleotide messenger RNA. RefSeq names its product transcription repressor OFP13-like. Lineage: Eukaryota; Viridiplantae; Streptophyta; Magnoliopsida; Poales; Poaceae. Bases 131 to 1201 code for a protein of 356 amino acids. The transcript has a single exon. Gene Ontology annotation, biological process: negative regulation of DNA-templated transcription. The record is from RefSeq and is a predicted model, not a curated record.